This is a messenger RNA of Astyanax mexicanus (Mexican tetra), 3003 nucleotides long. Its product is annotated as calcium-activated chloride channel regulator 1. The transcript is spliced from 15 exons. Gene Ontology annotation, biological process: chloride transport. Lineage: Eukaryota; Metazoa; Chordata; Actinopteri; Characiformes; Acestrorhamphidae. The record is from RefSeq and is a predicted model, not a curated record. Gene Ontology annotation, molecular function: protein binding; intracellularly calcium-gated chloride channel activity. Bases 99 to 2756 code for a protein of 885 amino acids.
ACACAUCCCUGCACAUCACUGCUGUCUAAAACAUCUUAAACAUCCUUCAGGAGGAAGGAGGAGGCUUCUCCAGGCGAGUACCCUCUAGUUCUGCAGUCAUGGUGAGAGUGGUUGCUGUGGUGUCGCUGGUUCUCAGCGCUCUGGGAGCUGCUAUAGGAAUUAAACUGGAUGGAAAUGGAUACACAGACCUUCUUAUAGCCAUCAACCCAGCUGUACCUCAGAACAAUGAGCUUAUCAAUCGAAUCAAGACAAUGAUUACAAAAGGAUCAGAAUAUCUGCUUGAAGCUUUAGACAGAAAGGUGUUUAUCAAGGAGGUGAACAUACUAGUUCCACCAACCUGGACCGGAUCUUUCGCGAAAGCAAGAAGAGAAACCUACGAUAAGGCCAAUGUGAUCGUUGGCCACCCGAACACAGCAUUCGGUGAUGAGCCGUACACUAAACAGAUGAAAGGCUGUGGGGAAGAAGGAGAGCACAUUCACUUCACCCCAGAUUUCCUCCUAAAAGACGACCUUCUCAAAGUAUUCGGGCCCAGAGAAAAGGUCUUCGUCCAUGAAUGGGCUCAUCUCAGAUGGGGGGUGUUUGAUGAGUACAAUAAGAAGCAGCCAUUCUACUGGUCCAAAACUCAAGAGAUUGAACACACAAGAUGUAGUGGGAAGAUUGCUGGCAAGUUGUAUGACGUGUCCAGUGGAAGUCCUCUUCCUUGCAGUUUUGAUCCGAAAACUGGUUUACCCACUAAGGGAUGCAAGUUCAUUCCAAACAAAGAUCAAAAAACAAGCUCUUCAAUCAUGUUCAUGCCAAGUCUAGAUGCUGUUAAAACGUUUUGUGAAGAUGGAGAUCACAACACUGAAGCUCCGAACCGGCAGAACAAGGAAUGUAACUUCAGAUCUACCCGUACCAUCAUUUAUAAACAUUCAGUGGACAGUGCCGCCCUUAAGACCUUAACCCCUCUCAAGACUAAACCACCACCUCCAAAAUUCAGAGUGGUCCAGAGGAAAAGUCGGGCCACCUGCCUCAUCCUUGAUGUCUCUGGAAGUAUGAGCGGAGAGAGAAUACGCCGACAGCAGCAGGCAGCUGCACUUUUCCUCAGCGAGAUUGUGGAGGAGGGGGCAUCUGUGGCCAUCGUUCAGUUUAGUAAUGAUGCAAGUAUUAGAAGACCUCUGACUAAAAUAAAGGGAAAAGCCUCAAGAGAUGCUUUAAUCAAAAACCUGCCAACAUCUGCAGGAGGAGGUACAUACAUGUGUAAAGGACUCCUGAAAAGCUUAGAGGUGCUUAAGGCAGAUGAUGGAGACACAAUAGGAGAUGAUGUGAUUUUUCUGACAGACGGUGAAGCUUCCGAUGACAUUAAUACUUGUUUUCAGACAGCGGUGAAGAGUGGUGCCAUUAUCAAUACUUUAGCACUUGGUCCGAGUGCCUCUGUCAUUCUAAAAACCAUGGCAGAUCAAACAGGAGGAAAGUUUGUUGUGGCCAAGGAUGAUUUGCUCUCCAACCAGCUGGUGGAGGCCUUCUCCUCAUUUUCAUUUUCAGAUGGAGAUCCUAUUAAACAGACAGUGCAGCUCGAGAGCAUUGGAAAGAAUACUGCUGAUUGGUUCAAUGGAACAGUGCCUAUAGACCGCACUGUAGGAAACAGCACCACCUUCACAGUCAUCUAUGAAAGAGCUACACCCACCGUGUACAUAAAGUCAUCAAGUGGGCGGGUCUACACUCAGGCUCACAUCAAAGAUGACACGGCAUCAAAGACCAUCACUUUAAAUAUUCCAGGAACUGCAGAGCCUGGGGUCUGGAAAUACAGCUUCCUCAACAGAAAAGCACCUGCUCAGACUAUGACUUUAACAGUGACGAGUCGGGCAGCCCACGAUAGCGUUCCUCCACUUAUCGUUACAGCCAAGAUGAACAAGCUGAGCAGUGAUGGAAGUAAACCCUUGGUUGUUUAUGCUGAAGUCAGUCAGAAUUUGAUGCCUGUUCUUGGGGCCAAUGUUACUGCCACCCUGCAGUCAGAUACCGGGCAUUCAGUGCAACUAUACCUCCUGGAUAACGGAGCAGCGGCUGAUAACGUUAAAGAUGAUGGCAUCUACUCUAGAUAUUUUACAUAUUUAAAGAGUGGAAGGUACAGUCUGAAAGUGAAAGUGACUGACCGUACUGACACCAAACGCUCACUCGGCAAACCCAGCGGUGCUCUGUAUGUCCCUGGAUAUAUCGUAAAUGGUAAAGUAGAGUUGAACCCCCAGGAGCCACCAGUAAACGUGGAGCCGGCGAAUGUGGGCAGCUUCAGCAGAAUAGCCACUGGAGAGAGCUUUGUGGUGAAGGUCGCAUCAGGUGUCACUCCCAACUUCCCUCCAAACAGAAUCCGAGACCUGAGUGCCGAAUUCCAGAAUGACAAUGUGCUUCUCAACUGGACGGCUCCAGGAGAAAUCUAUGAUGAGGGGACAGCUAAAUCCUAUGAAAUCAGAUGGAGUGAAAAUCUGGAGAUGCUUCAGAAGAAUUUCAGUGGCGCUAAUCUAUUGAACACAUCUGGACUCCAGCCAAAAGAGGUGGGCUCGGCUGAACAGCAUCACUUCCUGCCGGAUACCCAGAUCAAAAACGGCACCACCCUGUUCUUCGCUAUUCAGGCAAAGAACAAAAAGGGGGUGAAGUCUGAAUUAUCUAACAUCGCUCGGGUCACCAAGUUCCUCCCGACUCCUGAAGAACCUGCAUAUCCAGGCUUCAGCCUGGUCAUUAUUAUCAAGUCUAUGCUGCGGUCUUUCCUGCCGCAGUGGUAGUGCGUCUCAUAUCUGUUGUUAUCACAUCUGCAAUUAACAAAAAAAAGUCAGAAUAGAGAUGGCUAAAAUUUACACAAGCAGUGUUUAUGAGAAUUUGACCAGUUUUCAGCCUAUAAAUCCUGACUGGGCUUAAUCCCUGUCUAUGAAACCAGUAAAUAUGUAAUGGCACGAUAAAAUGCUACCUGCCUCUCUCUGCUGUGAUUAAUAUGCCAUUUUUCAAUAAACUCUUUAAGCAUUACACAAUCUU